GAAAAGCGGAAAUGACGUCAGUGACUGUGGCAUAAUAAAAGUUCCGCUUCUUCUGAGGCGUAUGUAACGUUAAUAAUCACAGUCUUAUCCCGAUUAUUACCACCGGCUGUGAUGUGAAGACCACAUGUCCCAAGAUUCCACGCUCAAACUUGGCGUCAUCAAGCUACGCCUUUGUUUUGAAUAAGCCUCUAGCGGACAGAAAAUAUUAUAUAUUGCCCCUUUAACAUUUAGACUCUAUAACAAAUAUAAUAUAUAAAAUGCCAUAGAGGUAAUAUGAAUGUUUAGAAGCUUUGCAUCACAGAAAUACAUAAUGUUUUAAAGUAUGUUAAAACAGAAAACCUUUAUUUUAAAUUGUAAUAACUGUAAUUUAUUCCGACGGAAGACGAUUCACCAAAACUGUUCACGUUUCAAAAAGUUAAUUGUAAAAAAAACAAAGCAAAAAAAAUCUCUUCCAAGUGCUCUAAAGUGACAUAAUCGUUCUAAUCUAUAAAAUUUAACAGUUUAAAUGUAGACUUCUAUCAACAUUCAAGGCAGAUACGCAUGCACAGCAUAUCUGGCAAACGGACUCUCUGAGGUGCGAACCUGCAAGCUCAUUAUCAUAAGAACCAAUCACAGCCGUUCAACAGCCUUGGAAUUAAUCAGAUUUCAUGUGUGUUACACGUGUUGUUUAAAUUUAAACACAAAUAAAUAUAUGGGGAUUUUUUAAGCAUCUUUGGAAAAUGGAUUUAUUACGCAUUUCAAAUAGUAUGAUGUUGAAAUCCUUGUGGCAAUUUCAGUAGUAGCCUAUUAUAAUUAACAUAUCAUGUAAUGGACAACAGCCUUUUAAGUAGGAUAACCUUUUACAAACAAGUAAAACAGCAACAACAUAUUAAUUUUAAGUAUGGUUAUGGCAAUGCUUAAUAAUAGACAAAUAUUUAUACAUUAUUAAGUUGGUACAUUGUAAAUGUUAAAAAUGUUUUUCAAAAUAUUUUCCCUUUGAAAAUAUUAAAAUUAUAAAUAUUUAUAUAUUUAAAAUAUAUUGCAGUAGGCCUACACAUGGUUAUAAAGUACAUUUAAACCCACUAAAAGCUGAAUCAUUUUGCUACGUUCUUAGAGUACACAUAAAAUAUACCUUAAGUAAGAGUAACAAAAGUGUGUUUUCUGUAAAUACACUAAAUAAGUCACUGAAAUAAGGCCUCAUAACGCAUAAACGCAUACUUAACAUGUUUCACAAGACCUUUGGGAACUGUAUAUAUUUUAGUCUAGAGUUUUUGUUUCAAAGUGAUGUUAAAAUCAUUCUGCCUACUCUGACACAUAAAACAAUGUAUUGAUUUUAAAUUUCUAAAACACUUUUUGUUUAGGAUGGCCAUAUGCAAGGAGGCGUGAAUCUUCAUGAAUAAUGCUGUGAUUCACACCUGAGGACAUUAAGACCCUGCCCCUAAUGAGUGAACUAAGAAAGAAUGCAAUGACAAAAGAAAUCUAUCAUUUUUUGUUUGUAGUUUAUUUAAAAUAUAGUUAUAAAUGAGAGUAAAAGACACAUACAGUUAUACAGUUAUACCUGGAAAUAAAUCCUGUUCACUGGAGAAAAAGAAAAAAUGAUCAGAAAAUGAAAAAAAAAAAAAAAAUAAAUAAAUACUUUCCUGCUUCCAGUCAGUGAUCUCAGUAUCAUAUGCAUGCAGUCCAAUAUGGGCCAAUAUCUGGGCCAAUAAUUCUCAAAUCUGUGAGAUAAAAGAAAAAGAAAUGAGCUUUUUGAAAGAAGUCUCACGCUCAUCAAGCCUGCAUUAUAAAACAGCAAUACUGUGAAAUAUUAUUACAAUUUAAAAUAAUGGUUUUCUGUUUUAAUAAACUUUAAAAUACAAUGUAUUUCUUUGAUGCAAAGCUGAAUUUUCAUUAUUCAUUGUGAACAAAAGCUUCAUUGAUAUGGCACUAGACUAUUUCACAGUAAACUCUUCAUAAUCUGUUCAAAACAGGCCAAAGAAAUCAUCUAAACAUUCAUAUUACCUCUAUGACAUUUUAUGUAUUAUAUUUGUUAUAUUAUAGAGCCUAAAUGUCUGUAUUAUAAUAUUCACUGACACUAAAUCGCUAUUAGAAUAAAGAACUGAAGAAUAAAAAAACUUACCAUUCACAGUCAUCGGCUUGAUCGAGUUGAUCCGCGAUCAAAAUUAAAUUGAAGGUGCUCUUCCUCUGAGGCAAAUACUUCCAAAAUUAUUCCUCACUGCGUCUCAAAACGAUGUACAUGAAUCUGACUAAGCUUAAUGUGUUUAACGACUGACAUCUCUCUCUUUUGCAAAAAGAUUACAUAAACAGAGAAUAUAUAUUUUUUUUAUUUGACUAGUAUUAUUUAAAACCUGACAUUUCAGCUUUUCGGUGGACAUAUGUCUCAUGUUUGUGUGAUAAGUAUUCUCUAAGUUACAGUUCGUUUUCUGAGGACUAUCCGAAUGGACUUCAUUCAGAUAGAGAUGGCAGGUCGCGCAUCAUGUUAGUUUUGUUUAUUUUGCAAAAAGCAAAACAUUUUGUUUUUACUGUGAGUGUACACAAAUAAAAGAAGACAUUCCACAGUUUUUAAUAAUAAUAACUCUUAUUUGUACCUCCAAAAUUGCCGACUCCAGAGUGUAAAAGUUUGUCUAAAAGGGACAACCCUUUUAGACCAUGCGCGGGGCACGCCAACCAUUUUUCCCGUCCUUAAACUAGCAAAAGUGGAUUCGGACAUGCCCUAAGUGCACUUGCGCAGUGCGCUUUAGGCCACGUGCUUAAAUUGUUAAAAUAGUGCCCACUGUGAUCCAGUCGCAGUAAUGGAAUAACAGUCUGUCACACAAAAUUAUUGUUAGACUACAUAAAACUUCAUACAGUUGACACUAUGAUGGUGUUUUACAUCCUUUUUGAAGCUUGAAAACGUCAGUCUUCAUUGUAAUUGGAUGAAAAGAGCAACCAGCACAUUAUUCAAAAUUUCUCCUUUUGUGUUCCACAGAAGAAAUGAGGGUGAGUAAAUGUUGAUAGCAUUUUCAUUUUGGGUGAAAUAUCCCUUUAAAAACUUGUAAUGCUUUUUUAACAGGCAGAAUGUGUGCUUCAGACACUAGAGCUGUGUUUCGUGUAGAGGCCCUGUUUCUAAAAAUAUUUGGCAGGAUAGCUGAUUUACGGCCAGCUCCCAUGGGCCUGAUCAUUUUAUUUUGAGCGGGAGCGGAAAUGGAGACGAAGGUUGUUCAUGGGGCGGAACCGCCAGUGAAAGACACUCACGUGACAGCAGUGGAAAAGAAAAUAACCGCGAGGCAGAUGACAGAUCAGCGUCCCGCAAGGGCAAAAUUUGAUGUACACUGACAGGUACAAGUGCUAUGAUGACGGAUUCAUUUGAGACAAUAUUCCAGGAUUGCUGGCCACGUGAGGUUCCCCUUCUGUCAAUGGACACUUUGUCGGACAUGGCCGUGCCUUUCGGGUGCCCGUAGAGCAUGUAGUUGAAACGCUUUCUGAUGGAGAGUGGCACAGAACAAAUGAGGUCCUCCACGUGUAGCCGAGAAGAUUGCCCACCGGCAGUCCGUCAGAAUUGGGCGCACCAUGAAACUUCAGUGUCCUGUGGAGGGUGAUCCGCCGCCCCUCAUCAUGUGGACCAAAGACGGAAGAAACAUCCACAGUGGUUGGAUGCGCUUCAGGGUCCUUCACCAAGCCCUGCGCAUCAAAGAGGUGGAGGCAGAGGAUGCUGGGACCUUCAUUUGUAAAGCCACCAAUGGCUUUGGCAGCGUCAACAUUAACUACACCCUCAUCGUCAUCGAUGACUCCAGUGCUGGGAGGGAAGGUGUCAAACCAGCUGGUGAAACCGAGUACUCCAGUGACCUGACAGGAAAACUGGUGCGUCCCCGCUUCACACAGCCAGCCAAAAUGAGAAAGCGCGUGAUUGCGCGGCCGGUGGGGAGCUCAGUAAGGCUUAAGUGCACCGCAAGCGGCAACCCCAGACCUGACAUCAUCUGGCUGAAGGACAGCAGGCCUCUGACGGCCGAGGAGGUGGGCGAGGGCCGGAAGAAGAAAUGGACUCUCAGCCUGAAGAACCUUACACCUGAACACAGUGGCAAAUACACGUGUCACGUAUCCAACCGUGCUGGGGAGAUCAAUGCCACUUAUAAAGUGGAAGUCAUCCAGCGCACAAAUUCCAAGCCCAUUUUGACGGGCACUCAUCCAGUAAAUACUACAGUAGACUACGGUGGCACCACGUCUUUUCAAUGCAAAGUGCGCAGUGACGUCAAGCCGGUUAUCCAAUGGUUGAAGAGAGUCGAACCAGGUGGUGAGAGCAAGUACAACUCCACUAUUGAGGUCGGAGACCAUCGCUUCAUUGUGUUGCCCACAGGUGAAGUGUGGUCACGACCAGACGGCUCCUAUUUGAACAAGCUACUCAUCACUCGAGCCAAAGAGGAGGACGCUGGCAUGUACAUCUGCCUGGGGGCCAAUACCAUGGGCUACAGCUUCCGCAGUGCCUUCCUUACUGUGUUGCCUGACCCAAAGCCACCAUUCUCUCCAAUCCCGUCUGUUUUGCCUCCCAGUCUUCCCUGGCCCGUCAUCAUCGGCAUCCCCGCAGGAGUGGUCUUUAUUCUGGGUACCGUCCUGCUCUGGUUCUGCCAAUCCAGAAAGCACUGUUCCUCAGGAGCCAUAAUCUCAGCCCAGACCUUACCCAACGGCCACCGGCAGUCCCCCAGAGACAGGGCGCUCACAGCUGCUGAUAAAGACUGCAUCGGCUCCAUCACCUAUGAGGAGUAUUUGGCUCAGCAGCAGCAACAACAGCUUUUGCUGGCCCAAGCUGCUCCCAAAGUCUAUCCAAAGAUCUACUCAGACAUUCACACACAUACCCACUCGCACGUUGACGGCAAAAUUCACCAGCACCAACACAUCCACUACCAAUGUUAGCAUGGUCUGAGGCCUUCAUGCUUAUAGUCUGCUGUUUUUUUUCUUCACAUCUUCAGUUUUUGGACCCAACAUGGCAUUUUGCCACCAAAAUACGGCAGUGUGUUAGCCACAGCCUCAAACAAACAUUUCUGCUCAAAUUCUACAGAAUGGAAAAACAAUUGAGCUAUGUUGUUGCAGUCUAACCAGUCCCUUUAUGAACAGUGGGGUGGGAAAGGGUAAGGCUAACGAAAAAAAUUAUGAUAUUUCAGUCAGUUUUGAAAUGGAGAAACAUUUCACAGAAACACUGCUGACAGAGCAAACACUUUUGCAGAUUUGUAUGGGACAAGCACACCAAUGUAUUAUCUCUUCGAUACGUAUCUGCUUUCAAACUGUGAAAUGCAAUAAUAUUUUAAUACGAUUUUUCAAUAAGUCCAUUGUGGAUGGGGCCAAAACAAUUUUUUUGGAUUAGCACCAAAUCUCAGUGAAACGUUUGUUUGCAUGUCCAAAAACAUUAUUUUUGCAGAUAUUGAGAGAUCCAUUUACAGAGUAUUUAGAUACAUCCGAUUGAAUGCAUGAGAGCGUAUGUUGAUGUUGUUUUUGCAGGUAUGGUCUACCUUGUUUCGACUUUAAGAAAUUGUGUAGGUUCAGUCAAUCUAGUUUUAAGUCUAAUUGUAUCUUUAAUGGAAAAAGAGAAUAUUAAUGAGCUUUGGUUAUAUUGUAACUAAAGAUACAAUGAGAUUUUGGCAUUGCACGUUCUGGCAAGGGGUUCCUUGUGUCUUUCAUUAACUUGUACUUUUCUUUUCAGGGCCAGCUCUGAAUAACCUGAGGUACCCAAUCCCAUAGUGGCUCUAUGGCAGGGGUGCCCAACCCUGUUCCUGGAGAUCUACCUACCUGCAAAGUUUAGCUUCAACUAGGGCUGGGCGAUAUAUCGCAUGCGAUUGUCACACGCAUUUCGUCAGUAAAGCCGGUUCCCUGAUUACCGCUAAA
Megalobrama amblycephala (Wuchang bream) is the source of this 5832-nucleotide messenger RNA. It is a transcript of the gene fgfrl1a, whose product is annotated as fibroblast growth factor receptor like 1a. Gene Ontology annotation, cellular component: plasma membrane. The record is from RefSeq and is a predicted model, not a curated record. Gene Ontology annotation, molecular function: fibroblast growth factor binding; fibroblast growth factor receptor activity. NCBI's taxonomy places the organism in Eukaryota, Metazoa, Chordata, Actinopteri, Cypriniformes, Xenocyprididae. The coding region runs from base 3529 to 4866 and encodes 445 amino acids. The transcript has 7 exons.